CAUGUAUUUAAAAAAAAUAGAAAAGAGGGCGAGUCUAGACUCGCCCUCAUGCAUUUAAGAAAAAGAAAAAAAAGGAAAGAGGGCGAGUUUUGAACUCGCCCUCAUACCAACCCGUGACCACUGUCGCGUGCCAGAGCGCCAGAAAAAGGAGGAAAAGAAGGAGGAAAAGGAGGGGUGGAGAUGGAUGUUGGCAGAAAAACCGACGGUGGAGAUGAUUCCCAUAACAAUUUAAAUUGGCCAUUUUUCUUCUUCUCCUUCACAUAUCCUCCAUUCUUCUUCUCCUUCACAAAAAAUUUCUCCCCUCUUCUUCUCCUCUCAACCUCCUCUCGAGUGUUCUAAAAAAGAAUUCAUCUUAUCAUAUUUCAUUCUCCAUCAUAUCUUUCAUUAUUUUCCUCUUCCACAAAUCUAGAACCCAGAUAUGUUGAAGAAUAUGUUGAUGUUGACCCGGAGUCAGAUGCACCACCAGUAUGCCAUGAAGAAGAAAUGGUAGCUACCAACGAAUACACAGAGUUUAGAACAAAAACUGAUGACGAAUUUGAAGAGAUGGAUUUUGAUGGUUGUGAAUAUGAAGUUCCAUCCAAUACAUUCACUAAUUUAGACAUGGAUGCAGUAGAUGACAUUCAAGAACACGAUCCAAUUAUAGUUCCAAUGGUGAUCGACAACACCAAAUUGUACAUGGGAAUGAUUUGUGAAAAUAAAGAAAUGUUGCAACAUAUGGUUAAGUGCUUUGCUAUUAAGAGUCACGCACCAUAUGAAGUAGUAGAGUCUACGCCGACAAAGUGGGUCAUCCGAUGUAAGAAGUCGAACAAAGGUUGCAAAUGGAGACUUCGUGCAAUAAUGAAAAAAUCUCAUGGUUUAUUUGAGAUCACAAAGUUAUCUGACCAACAUACUUGCUUUUACUCAGAACUUAGUCAAAGUCAUGUGCAAUUGGAUUCUUCAAUGCUUGUACGAGAGUUUUUUGAAUUUGUCAGAGAAAAACCAUCAAUAAGUGUUGCGUCACUGCAAUCCAUGAUCAAGGAAAAGUUUGGCUACUAUGUUUCUUACCGUAGGGCUUGGGAUGGUAAAAAAAAAAGCAGUAGCCAAAGUGUUUGGCGAUUGGGAUGAGUCGUACAAAUUAUUACCUAGGUGGUUGUAUAUGGUAAAGCAUACCAAUCCUGGAACACUUGUUGAAUGGAGGGUACAGGUCACACCUAUCGAAGGUCAUGUCAUCUUACCAUCGGUAUUUUGGGCAUUUGGUCCCUAUAAAGAAGCCUUUAGUAGAUGUAGGCCACUUAUUCAAAUCGACGGCACUCACCUGUAUGGCAAGUAUCGAGGAAAGUUAUUAAUUGCUACAUCUAUUGAUUCAAAUGGUCAUCUUCUACCAUUAGCAUUUGCUAUUGUUGAAGAAGAGUCUGCAGAUUCAUGGGGAUGGUUUUUACGACAUCUAAAACAAAUUGUGACCCAUGACGAGGUAUGCUUACUUUCCGAUCGACAUGCUGGCAUUAUAUCGGCGGUUAACAAUCCAGAUAAUGGAUGGACAUGAGCGAAUUGUCAUCAUAGAUUCUGUUUACGCCAUGUUGUCAGUAAUUUCUACAAAAGAUAUAAAUUCACACCAUUGAAGAAUUAUGCUUACCGUGUCGGGUGUCAAUUUCAGAUCUGAAAGUUUGAUAAAGCCAUUCAGGAUCUAAUGAGAAUAAACAGUAGAUGCAUGAGUUUUUUUUGAUGACAUUGCUAUAGAGAAGUGGACUCAAGCAUAUGACGGAGGAUUUCGAUACGGGUGAAUGACAACAAAUCUAUCAUAGUGCAUGAACGAAGUUUUCAAAGGAGCUCGAAUGUUGCCGAUAAAUGCUAAGCUCAAAUUACAUUCUUUAAAUGUGUGAGUUCCUUUGAAAAAAGGAUAAAGGAAAUAAAAGUUGCGUUGGAACGUGGAGAUAAAUAUACCGGGUAUGGAUUUUUCAACUUCACAGUUGGUAAUAGAUCUUAUGAUGUGCAUGUUGCAUCAAUUUUCAGGUACGCACUUCAGAAAAUAUUAAAAUGGUCUGUAAGAUCUAGUAAGCAUGAAGUACAAUCAUAUGAUCAAUCUGAAGGCAUAUUUCAUUAAAAACUGGACGUCACGAAUUAAAUUCUAAAGGAGGAAAUAUCCAAAUAUUGAGGCUAAGUGCUUCUGAGCGGUACUGUUCGUCUAACAAGUGGCAAGCCUUUGGUAUUUCAUGCUUGCAUUUUAUGGCGGUUUGUUCACAGUUUAACAUGAACUAUGAAGACUUUGUUGAGGACUAUUAUAAAAUAUCAACUUACGCUGCAUGCUAUGUGCCUCAAUUUCAACCUGUACCGCAUGAAGAUUAUUGGAUCACACCUACAAGUAUGUCUGUCUUACUGUCGAUCCAUCAUUGUUGAGAAAAUUAGGUAGACCAAAGACUUCACGUUAUCACAACGAGAUGGAUUGGACAUAACAAAGUGCUCAACAACGAUGCUCAUUCUGUAGCCAACUUGGUCAUAACCGACGGAGCUGUACUUUGUUAAGGAGACUGGCACCUGAUAGUUAGACAUCUUUCUUUAAUGACACUUUUUUUGUAUAGAUAAUGGCAUUAAACCGAGGACCAAUUGAUCCUGACGUUUUAUAUGAUCGGAACAUUCACCGAUCAGAAACUGUGUGGGAUGAUCGUAAUACACCCGAGAUAAACUGUAGACGACGUGAGACAGUUGUCCAACGUACUAUCCCACUACACCGCAACAUACUUCCACUGCUACGUGCUUCAGGAUUUUAUGGGCUUGCCAGAUUGGGGUUCAUCCAGUUAGACUGGCAUCUGAUCACUGCACUUCUGAAGAGAUGGAGACCGAAGACGCAUACAUUUUACAUGCCAGUUGGAGAGUGCACAAUUACGUUGCAGGAUGUGGAAGUUUUGGUGGGAUUACCGACUGAUGGCGAGCCCGUUAUCGGUCAGAUGCAUGAUGAUUGGUUGCAUGUUUGCCAAGAGUUACUUGGUGUGAUCCCACCUCCUGAACAAAUUAGGGGGCAGAGAUUGAGUUUAACAUGGUUGGGGGUAGAGUUUCAUGAAUUAGCUAACGAUGCCGAUGAGGAAACUAUCACACGUUAUGCACGAACAUAUAUUUUAUAGUUGAUGGGUGGGAGUAUUUUUGCAGAUAAAUCAACUCGUUAUGUGCACCUAAUGUUCCUACCAUUCUUAGCUAAUCUGCACCACACAGGGCGAUAUUCUUGGGGUGGAGCCUGUUUGGCAUGGUUGUAUAGACAAUUAUGCAAGGCAUCCAAACAAGGUGUUCGUGAAAUAGCUGGGCCACUAAUAUUGUUACAAAUAUGGGCUUGGGAACGAUUCCCAAUAGUGGCUCCGCAACUCCUACAUGUCAAUCCUAAUCAAUUACACGGUCGAGCUUAUGGUUCAAGAUGGAGAGAUCAAUUUUGUGUGACAAGAUCGGCUACACAUGUAGUCUCUCAGUAUAGGUAUAUGUUUGAUCUUCUUCAACCUAGUCAGAUUGUCUGGGAGCCGUACAAAACUGUUAUAGAUAGCUUGCCACAUUUUUGUACAAACGGUCACGACAUAUAGCAAACGAUUAGUCCUCUCAUAUGUUUCUACAUUGGUGAGUGGCAUCAUCCUGAUAGAGUACUUAGACAGUUCGGUAUUCAACAAGCUGUUCCACGUGACUGUAAUACUGAACCACUGUUGCACAACAUUGACCUGAGGACUGCUGAUUGGUCAGAUAGAGUUGCUCAUUUAGUGAUGCGAUGACAUAAUCGCAGAAGGUUUACUGCUACGGGACCUCCAAUUGAGCAGUUUGAUAUGGAUGUAACUCAAGAAUACAUCCAUUGGUACAAAAACAUUAGCAAGCUCUAUAUCACCCAACCGGGAGCUGCUAUGAGUCAUCUGAGAUCGAAUAAUAUUAGACUUCGGAAUGUUGCAGAUGAUCUACAACAGGUUCUAAAUAUAUGCAACGAUAACGAGCAGUACAUGGAGAACAUCCAUUAUAUGUACGAUGUCCCUAUUGUACUUGCUCCAGUUCAGAAGAGAUGUCCUCUAGUGCAAGAGCCCGAUCAAUUGGAAGAAGUUGACCAACACGGGGAAGAAGUACCUCCCAUGACACAGACACAGACACAAAGCGAGCAUAGUUACGUUUGUCCAGUAAUGAUGAUGCCAACAUUUGGAACGACAUAUUAUGAUUCAAAAGUCGGUCAAUCGUCAGACUUUGAAAGAGGAUAUUACAAUUCAGAGGCAGGUCAAUCAUCAACGAACUUUGGGCAACAAUACUAUGAUUUAGGGAGCGAUCCAUCGUCUUCAUACAUGCAUGAUCACGGGCGUGGUCGUGGAGAACAUAAUGAAUAUUUGUACUACGAAGUGCCUGCAGCGGUACCCGAGCAAUCAGAUGAGCAAGUGAUACCCGAGCAAUCAGAUGAGCAAGCAGUACCCGAGCAAUCAGAUGAGCAACAACAACAAAAGAAUCAGGAGAAAAUACAACAACAAAGAGUUCAAAGUCGACGACGACAACCAGCUAGAAAUCGUCGACGUCCAGGUUGUGGAACACAUUAAUUUUUUUUCUUUGAAUGAAAAUUGUUAAAUUAUUGUAUUAAACAUUUUGAUUCAUAUUUAAUUAUUUUACAAUCAAAAGCACUUACUACAAA
This is a messenger RNA of Cucumis melo (muskmelon), 4609 nucleotides long. RefSeq lists its product as uncharacterized. The coding region runs from base 3774 to 4517 and encodes 247 amino acids. The record is from RefSeq and is a predicted model, not a curated record. NCBI's taxonomy places the organism in Eukaryota, Viridiplantae, Streptophyta, Magnoliopsida, Cucurbitales, Cucurbitaceae. The transcript is spliced from 5 exons.